GGCCGCAGUCCCUGGUGCUGGCCGAACCGGAGGGAGAUGGACGGCCACUCCGAGCACAGUGUGGACCCGGAGGGGGACUUCGAAGAUGUGACGAGCCUGGCCUCGAGACUGUCCGGCAUCAAGGCCAGCUCUGGCCCCCAGUCCCCGCCCGAACCCGCGGACGCCGCGGAGUCGGAGCCGCAGCCGGAGGAUGUGGAGCCUUCGGAGAGAGGAGCCGCCGCGGCCGAGCCCGAUGAGCCGGCCGAGCCCGCCGAGCCCGCCGAGACCCGGGAAGGGCUGGCGGCCGCCGCCGCUGCGGGCGAGGAGGGGCCCCGAGAGCCGGAGGGGUCGGCCGAGGCGGAGCCAGGGGAGCCAGCCGAGGCCGGGCCUGAGGAGCCAGCCAAGCCGGAGUCCAAAGGCGGGCCCGAGGAACCCGAGGAGGACGAGGAGGACGAGGAGAAGGAGGAGAGGGCGCCGGAACGGAGGAGGAGGAAGGAAGCCGCGUCGCAGGUCUCUCUGGCGCCGUCCACCACGGGAAGACAGGCAGAGGCUGCGCCAGCCCGGGACGCUGAGCCGGAGGAACGGGAGCGGGAGGAAGAGGGCGAGGAGAGCCAGGGCGAGGACGCGGAAGGACGCCGGGGGAAAAGCGAGGAAGAGCUGAGAGGUCUGGAGGAGCUCGGGGAUGAGGAUUAUGAGUGGACUGAGGAGGUGCAGAAGCUGCAGGAGCAGCAGCUGCGCUCGGAGCUCCUGGAACAGUACCGCUCCCUGACGGUGGAGCGGAGCCGCUACCAGCGCUACAACGUCUACCUGCAGCACAAGAUCUUCGAGGCGCUGCGCAAGAAGAAGGGCCUGGAUGCAGCCGAGCUGCCCGACAAGGGCAUGGAGCCUGAAGCCCCCGAGAAAGAGCAAGCAUACAUACGCUAUCUGGCCUUGCUGGAGGAGCUGAAGAAGCAACAGGCAGACGACCUGGACUGGUAUCACCAGGAGCUGGAGCAGCUGAAGCAGCAAUGCAAGGAGAAGCUCGCCAAGGUGGAGAAGGAAUGGCAGCGCUUCCAGGCGCUCAAAAAGCAGGUGGUGAUGCAGGCCAUGGGCAGCUGUUGGAUGAAGGGUGGUCGCCAGGCCGCUCUGCGAGAAGUGGAGCAGAUCCAGGCGUUGGAGGCUAAGAAGGAGAAGGAGAUGAGUGCUGUGAGGCUGGAAAACGUGCAACUGAAGCAGAGCUUGGUGCAUUUUGAAACCAGGAUGAGGGCCCAGGAGGACAUGACCGAGGGGCUUCUCCUCAUCGAUUUUGAACAGCUUAAGAUUGAGAACCAGACUUUCAAUGAGAAAGUGGAGGAGCGAAAUGAGGAGCUUUUAAAAUUGCGCAACAAGGUGACCAACAAUGUGCAAAUCAUAACCCAUGUGAAGGAAAAGUUACACUUUGUGGAUAUAGAAAAUUCAUACAAAAAGUCACAACUUUUGGAAAUUGAAGCUCGGGUGGCCCUGAGGAGGGACCUCUUGACCAAGAUUAAGCAAGUCCGGGACAACCUGCGGACUGACAACAUCAAGCUGAAUCAGAAGUGUGGGCUUCUGGGCAAGGAGUCACUCCUUCGGGACAUGGAAGAGAAGGUGGAUAAGACAGAACUGCUCAACCAGCGCUUAGAGUCCCUGAAGCGCCAUCAUGCUGGCCUCACUCUGUCCUGCAGAGGCGUGAAGCAGAAGAUCAGGGAGGCCAAAGCCUUUCUCCCCUCUUGAUGUGAAUGAGAAGAGUGAGCAGAAUGUCUUCAAUCUUGGCGAACUCUAUCCAUUAACUUUUAUUCUCCAUUUGUUACUAUUCCGUAAAAGGCCAAUGAUAUUUAGGAUGGAACUACAUUUUGUAUUUAUCUCAUAAUUUUUCAGUUUCCAAAUUAGUGCGGAGCACAAAAUUGGGUCAGCAGUCAGUGUUAUGUGGGGCGAAGGAAAAUACGUCUAGAGAAACCAACGAAGGGUGAUUUAAUGUACCGGACUCAUAAAACGCUGUCAAAAGCCUUUUUAUAUCUGAGCAAUUCCAUAAUUUCAGUAACCUGAUACUGAGGAGAACUGUUCCUUUUCCAUAUGGAGGAGAGUUUAACAGAUGGGCAGGGUACCAAAAAAAUUCCUGUGCAUUAAGCUAAUUAUUAAACCCCCUUCGAAUUUAUUAAACUGUGUAGUCCUGAGUCACUGUCUCAAUUCAAGGCUCACUGAUUCCCUUUUAGAUUAAAAUUGUUUUGUAUGUAAGUAGCACUAGCUUCUGGGAUAAUAAAAAAUAUCCAGGAAACAGGAGAAAUGAUAAAUAGGAACAGGAGCUGAAGUUCCUUCAUCUUUCCUUUCUCAGUGAAAGGAGGCUCAGUCUGCUUAACCGUUACAUGUUUGUUUCUGGCUCAAGGACAAUCGUCAAUUCUAAUGAGACGUUUUCUCGGAUCCACUAAAGAAAAGCAUUCAUCUUGACAAAAAAUGAAAUUUUGUUUUCCAGUGAAAACAAAACGAUGAUUGUAUUGUGUGUUUUGCCAGGUGCACAAUCUAUGGAGUGAUGACUGCGGACUGUCCACAGCCUUUUGUUUUCAGCGAGAUAUUUUUGGAUCUUAGCAAUAGGACCCUUGUUAUGCAUAUGAUUUUACUCUAUCAAAUAUUAAAACGUCUGUUACUCCUUGUGUUAAUGUAAGAAAGAAAUACCUGGUAGGUCUCUCUCCUUAAUCAGUGAUGAACAUUUUCAGUUUCCUUUGAUGUUUUUGGAGCUAGGAGCUUGGUUUUAUUAAUCUUAGGUUGAAUUUUGAGAUGUGCAGAUUUAGGAUUAAAAGUAUUCUCCCACCCCUAAGCUUAAGUGGAUCAUAUGGAGAGCGAUCUGUUUUGGGGUGCUAAAUACCUUUAAAGAGUGGUGGAAACCCCACUCUAGGCAGAUGACUUGGUUGGUCAUAAGAAUGUCAAAAUAUCUUUUGAUGACAUGAUUUUGUUUUCUAAAGUGUGUUCCCUUUGAAGCCAACAAAGGUUGAUUAAAAUUCCUUUUCUAACUUCCACAGCUUGAAUACGCUUUGUUAUAAUACUGUACUUAUCAAACCAUACAACCGUUAACAACGAGGGGAGUAA
Molecule: messenger RNA, 3057 nt
Organism: Equus quagga
Lineage: Eukaryota; Metazoa; Chordata; Mammalia; Perissodactyla; Equidae
Gene: CFAP184
Product: coiled-coil domain containing 96
Exons: 2
Coding region: 37-1710 (557 amino acids)
Biological process (GO): cilium assembly
Cellular component (GO): ciliary basal body; axoneme
Source: RefSeq, a predicted model, not a curated record